Messenger RNA from Anas platyrhynchos (mallard), 3153 nucleotides. RefSeq names its product G protein-coupled receptor 15 (gene GPR15). Gene Ontology annotation, molecular function: C-C chemokine binding; C-C chemokine receptor activity. The record is from RefSeq and is a predicted model, not a curated record. Lineage: Eukaryota; Metazoa; Chordata; Aves; Anseriformes; Anatidae. Gene Ontology annotation, cellular component: membrane; external side of plasma membrane. Gene Ontology annotation, biological process: cell chemotaxis; G protein-coupled receptor signaling pathway; immune response.
GCCCCAAAAGGCAACUUAUGCAAAAAAAAAAAAACAACAAAACUUGACGAAAGAGAGAACGUGGCACCUGAAUUCACCACUCUUUACAAUCUUUAACCUCUGCAAACCAGUAAUAUCCUGUCCUAAAAAAAAAAUAAAAAGUUCAGAAUCUUGAAAACAACCUUCCACCCCCCAAAACAAAAGCAAUACACAAACCUCCUUCACCUCUACAGGCAAACAUAAAAUGAAGAUAAAAUCAGUAAAACUAAACCUGAUUUUUUUUUUUUUUAAAAAAAAGCUGCAGCUCUUUAUUCAUAGGACAGGGUUUUGACUAAUCAGAGACGCUCGCCGCUUGUACGUUUCCUACACGAUUGGCUAAAAGUGUAAGAAUUACCCCCCCCAAAACCACUUUUCUCCUCCUCCUUCCCCCUCUCCUCCCCCCUUAUCGUGAACAUGUUUUUAAAGCAGGCCUCGAGGGGAAGGGUAGGGGGAACUCGGAGCCUUCCUCAGUGCCAGGAUGAGGACGGCCUGGCCAGAAAUGGACCUCAGCCAGCUGUCGCCUGUGACUAUGGUCACUUUGAACUACGACGACUACUUCUACGAGGACAACUGCCAGUACAAGCAUCUGCAGCACAUGACUACUUUCCUCCCCAUCCUGUACACCAUCGUGUUCCUGGUGGGCAUCGUCGGCAACUCCAUCCUGAUAGCGGCCUUGGUCUUCAAGCGCCGGGUCCAGAGGCUGAUCGACAUCUUCAUCAUCAACCUCGCCGCCUCUGACUUCAUCUUCCUCAUCACGCUGCCCUUCUGGGUGGACAAGGAGGUGUCGGACGGGAGCUGGAGGGUAGGAUCCUUCCUUUGUAAAGCCAGUUCUUUUAUCAUCUCCGUCAACAUGUACUGCAGCAUCCUCCUCCUCACUUGCAUGAGUGCGGACCGCUACCUUGCCAUCAUGUACCCCGCUGUCGCCAGAAGGAUCAGGACUAGAUCCUAUUCCACCGGCCUCUGCAUCUGCGUCUGGUUGUUAUCCUGCUGCCUGGGGAUCCCGACCCUGCUGUCCCGGGAACUGAAGGAGCGCUACGGCAAGACGUACUGCGCAGACAAAGCCGUGACAGAAUCCAAACAGAUUGUGUCGCUGAUGAUGUUGAUCCUGGCUUUCUUCUUCCCGCUGCUGAGCAUCCUGACCUUUUACUGCUCCAUCACCAGGAGGCUCUGCAUGCAUUACCAGAGGUCCGGGAAACACGACAAGAAACUGAGAAAAUCCAUCAAGAUCGUCUUCAUCGUAGUGGCUGCUUUUGUCAUCUCCUGGGUGCCCUUCAACCUCUUCAAGCUCAUGGCCAUCCUGUUGGGACUGCGGAAGCUGCCCGACUGUUUUCCUGACGUGGUGGCCGAGGUGGGCAUGCAGGUGAGCAGCCCCUUUGCCUUCGCCAACAGCUGUGCCAACCCUUUCAUCUACUACUGCUUUGACAACUACAUCCGCAGGGCCAUGCUCAGGUGCCUGUGCCCGUGGGUGAAAGUCAGCAGCAGUGGCAGCGUCUCUGACACGUUGGACACCCGCCUGAGCCACUCCUUAUCCAAUUUCAUCGCGGGGGAGUACGCUGCUAGGAAGAGGAAGCGCUCGGUGUCCCUCUGACUGGGAGCCAGGACCACAGAGGAAGGGACCUCUCUCUCCAGAGACGGCAGGAAGAGACUAAAGCAAGGAAAGGGGAAAAAAGGAAACGAGCAACAGAGGCAGAGCUGCAGCUGUAGUGCAGCCUGCACGUCAGGCUGGAGGCGCAGCACUUCCCUUUAAAGACAGGUAAAUGGAAUAGGAAACCUUAACCACUGGUUCACGGUGAGUGCUGUAUCCCUGCGCCGUGCAAGCCUGAAAACGCUGCCCUGAGAGAGAUCCACGGAGCCUUCCCAACACAUGCAAGGGGGAGGCCGAUCAGUCGGAGCCACCCCGAGGCAGGCUUUGAACUGAAAUGAGGGUUUUUGUUCUGCUCGGAGCAAGAAAAACACAAGGAUUGCUUCUCUUUGGUUCCUAGCCUACACACGAAAGCAUCGCAACGUCCUGGAAACAACCUGAUCGAUGCUACUUUUCUGGAGGUUUUCUGGGUUUAGAAAUGCAAUGUUUUACUGAAUUGCUGUUACCUGCUGUCAUAACUUCAGCCUUGUGUGUUUUCCUUAAAAGUGUCAGCUUCUUGAUUAUGGGAUUAAAUCUCAGUUUUAAUCACAGUAAUUAAGAUAAGUUUCUAGCCCCUAUGAUUUCAGAAAAAAAAAAAAAAAAAGGUUGAAGGCAGAGAAACCAGAAGACAAGCCAAUGAGACUCCGCAUUUAACAUUUUUUCUUAAAAACAAACAAGUAAAAAAAAAAACACAAUAACAACCCAACCACAAAGACCAAAAAAAAAAACCCAAAACAAAACAACACCUUCACAGCUUUUAAGAUGUUUUUUGGGGAUCUGACACAAUUUCUGAUUGCUUGGGUUGCUGUAUAACAGUAGGACGCUGUGCACCAUUCGAAGUCCUGGUUUGCUGAGUUUAGCUGGGACCAGUUUAUGUCAAGAUACAAGCAAAGUCAAAUGCAAAUGUGCCUCAAAAGCAAAAUUAUCCAGUUUCACAAACGUUUGAGUGAAACAGAGAAUGCUGAGGAACCUUGGGUGCAGGAAUGCUCACAGAAAAGGAAUUCAAAAGCCUCACUCUGUUAGUUCAUUGAUACGAGUUAAAUUCUGUACAUAAAUAGUAACAAUAAUAAUAAAAGCUCUAUGAAGCUGUUCCAUUCCUACUUAGCGGUCUCUGGGAAAUGCAGAUGUCUUGCAUUUUAUAUAUUGCGGAGGAGAUACCACUUGCCCAACUGCUGUCAAGUCUGACAGCAAAUGGGAUGGGGAAAUAGAGAAGCUCCUCGUUGUUAACAGCUGUAACACCUCGUAGAAGAACAAGCUGAACAAAUACGGAGUGAAGCAGCUCAUCAGAAAUCUGGUAAUGGACUUCUCUUUCUAAAUGCCAGUGACAGAAACCUUUUCUUAAAACAAAGGGUACAAUGUUUUAAAGUGCACAGCUAAAAUAUGAAUUGGACUUCCAACAGCACUGAUACCUUGGCUGUGUUGCGAUGUCUCAUGUUCUGUCGUCUCCCCUGUAAAAUGUUUAGCUUAACAUGCUGCUGCUUGUCAUAAAUCCAAUAAAUCAAUACCUUAAAGCA